CUUGAAGGAAUUCCUGAUGUGCAAGAUUUUCCUUCAGCAGCUUUGGAGAGAACAGUUGGAUUGGGAUGAGAGCCUACCCUCGGCGUUGCAUGAAACUUGGAUGGAUUUGAGAAACAGUUUGCCCCAAAUGUGCGCAGGGCGCAUCUGCGCUGUCAUGACUCGUCCUAUACCGGGCUACAACCAUACAUUUAUGCUCUGUUCGCUGGUCAACAACAACUUCAUGCCGUUGAACAACGUGGCGUUGUACCUGGAUAGCGAGAAGAACCACCUCGUGCCGGUGCCGCGAGAGGCGUUGCUGGAGCCGCCACGUCUUGCAGAUGGCCAUCCGAUGUCAGCUGUUUUUGCGGACAUUGACUUCCGUGGUGGCCACGCUGUGGGUCAGGUAGUGGAGCCAGCGCUAUACCUCUGUCUCUACCUGUGUCUAAAACUCGUGUUGUCAAUACUUGUCAAGCUGCGUGGGCUCGACUUGCAAAGUCACUGCAGCAGAUACGUCCAGCAAUUAUCAUACUGCGGGGAUUCGGUUCACCUUCCCCAAUACGGAAGCCCCAGUUUUGGUGACACCAUCAAUGAAGACGAGGAGUUGUCGCUGCACGAGGACCAAUUACAGUCUAACAACAGCCAGAUUCUUGCAUUGAGCUAA
Molecule: messenger RNA, 640 nt
Organism: Drosophila guanche
Lineage: Eukaryota; Metazoa; Arthropoda; Insecta; Diptera; Drosophilidae
Exons: 5
Coding region: 17-640 (207 amino acids)
Source: RefSeq, a predicted model, not a curated record